This is a messenger RNA of Cercospora beticola, 2701 nucleotides long. Its product is annotated as choline transporter-like family protein. Gene Ontology annotation, molecular function: transmembrane transporter activity. NCBI's taxonomy places the organism in Eukaryota, Fungi, Ascomycota, Dothideomycetes, Mycosphaerellales, Mycosphaerellaceae. Gene Ontology annotation, cellular component: plasma membrane. Gene Ontology annotation, biological process: transmembrane transport. The record is from RefSeq and is a predicted model, not a curated record.
UGCAGUACAGCCCUUCAUCAUCCUUGCCCUACUAUUUCCUUCACUCCUAAUCUCUCCUCCACCGCCGCACGAUCUGUAUGCCUAGACCCUCCGGAGGGACAGCGGCGUGAAGGUCGACCACAAGCCGGCGUCAUUGUUGUCGGCGUUGCCGCACUCGGCCACCGCAGCGGACUCGAGCAGAGCUGCCGUGCAGCUGCAGCACGAAGCCGUCUUUAUCUAUCGCACUGUACUAUAGCCAUCGCUUCGCCCUCUUCUCGCACUCUUCACCAUGUUCUCCGAAUACGCCUCCCGCUUCCUACAACAGUCCAACGCCCGCCUUUCCUUCACCCAAGAUGAUGGCAGAAGUCGCUCGCGCAAUCCGCUCGAUCGCCGACGUCCACCAGCAUCGCACUCCCGCUACGUUCAGCGCCCCGGCGGCAUGAAUCACCACCCAUAUCAGAACCAGCAUCCCGCUUCCUCGCAAUCACGUUUCCCCUUCGCAUCGCGUUUGUCACGACAAGACCCACAGGCUCCGCUCUUCUAUAGCGCGACCGACGACUUCCAGGACGAGGAUGAAGGCGACGAGCAUGAGCGGGAGGUAGCAGACUUCUACGCUCUGCAACGAAGCAGGCAGCAUUUCGGGCCCAGCAAUCUCACGGAAAGCUCAGAGGUUGAAGACGAUGGCACGGAGAGAUUGGAAGACACGCAGCAUGGUCAAAAUCACGACAGAGACGCAAGCCUACCCCGGGGCAGGUUGGGAGCUCCAUAUCCACCUUCGUCACGCGCGGAGAGCAGGGCAUCGGAUGUGAGUGGCAAGGGCAAAGGGAGACUGGUGGAUGUCAACCUCAACAGUACAAUUGAUGAGGAGCCUCCUGAGUCGCUUGCGAGACUAUCGCCCUCCAUCGAUCCGGAUGAGCCACCCGCACCCUUCAAGCCAUUCCGGUCAACGACAAAGCCCAGCGGCCUCAGUUCAUUUCUACCUCUCGAGACCGACGAUGAAACACAUCGACUCCACCCUCGACCCAUGUCGCCAGAUCGCGAGAGUGUGCCACCCACCGUCAUCUUGCCUGCGCAGGAACCCCCGAAGCACGAUGCAUUCUGGGCGAACCUAUUCCAGAUCUCCUUCUGCACAAUGUUUGCCGUCUUCGUGCUGAUCUGGUUCCAAACUUCGACGCCGAAGAAUUCCCUCGGAGACACCAUCUACACUGCUCUUCGUGGGAGCACGAGCAUGCUGGUGUGGGACACGCUGAUUGCGAUCGUGGUGGCACUGAUAUGGCUGUCGCUACUUCGAAACCACGUACGACCAUUGGUGUACAUUCUCAUCAUCGCAGUGCCUGUCAUUCUGUUCGCGUUUGCACUGUACCCCUUCAUCAGCAGCUUCCGUGGCUCCUGGAACGGCAACUCGAUCCAGGACAAGGCAAUGCGAUGGGGCUCAUUUGUUCCCGCAAUUGUCGGCUUCUUCUGGACCUGGAGUGUCAUCAAGAAUCGACAUAGCCUGCACAGUUCUAUCAACGUGCUCGAAUUCUCAACCAAAAUUAUCGCAGCGAGCCCGUUCCUCGUGGUACUUGGCUUCGUGGCGCUCGGCGUAGUCGUUGUAUUCUCCUGGACCUGGAUGCUCAUGUUCGAACGCAUCUUUCUUUCGGGUCACUUCACAGGCGCGAAGAAGUGGGUAAUCAACGCCAAUAGCUGGUGGCUUGGAGCAUACUUCAUCUUGCAGUACCUCUGGAGCUUGGGAGUCAUCGCAGGCCUACAACGAGCAACGACCGCUGCAGUAGUCAGCCAAUGGUACUUCCACCGCCUAGCAGUGCCACAGCCGACGAGCCAGGAAGUGGUCAAGGCAAGCUUUUUGCAUGCUACAGGAGCCCUCUUUGGUACAACCUGCCUGAGCACCUUCCUCAGCCUUCUUGUUCGACUACCGUUGAUCAUCCUCCCUGGCCGAUUGUCUGGUGUACUCAAUAUGGCCGCAUACUGGAUCAUGCCGAGUAGCUUGGCCACGCUCACCAACCCUCUCACUCUCACGUAUGCUGCGAUUCACAGCCAACCACUCGGGAUAGCCGCUCGGGGUCUGAACCACCUCAACUUUAUUUCACAUACGAAUCCAAGCAAUACUCUCGGAACACGCAACUUCAAUCCUUCCCAUUCUGGAAGUGCCCUUAUGCCAUACCGCCUGGCGAAGCUCCUUCUGCAGGCCACACGUUGGAUAAUGUCCUUCGCGCUUGGCUUCGGCGGCUGGGUCCGAGCUGCACACAGCAUUCAAAUACAAGGGGCUGCAUCAGGGUUUCGAGGUAGUUUGUACGCCUACAUCGUCGGUAUGAUUGCCGGUACCAUUGGCUUUGCGGUUCUAGGUUGCAUCGAGAACAUUGUUGGCGGCGUGAUCGAUGCGACAAUGGUCUGUUGGGCAAGCGAGACAGCAGGUGGGCGCGGUGAGGCAAGGUUCUGCCGAGAAGCAGAGGAACUCUUUGGAAAGAAGACAGGAGUGAGUCUCGGUGAUAGAGACAUGGUAUAGAGAGCGUAUCGACGCGAGGACCCAAAUGAUUUUCAUGGAACAAUAACACGAGUUGGAAUUAGCGAAGGUACAGGACACGGCGUUCUCAAAGCUGGAUAUGGAAUUGGAUACCCGGAACCACAUUGCAUUGUUUCAAGAUAUAGGCCAAGAAUACAUGGCAAGUCCACAUUGUCGCCUUAGACAUUAGUGCAUAUUCAUCGCCUGCCCCCUUGUGCC